CAUCAUCUUCAAAAGGCUCACCGGAUGUAAGUGUAGCGGCGGCAUCUACUUGCCGCGCUCGCUAUUGCUAGGCGACGGGCUUUUUACGUGACCCGAUUCGAGCUCCAUCCAGGGUCGCUUCGUCAUUGUAGCAGCUCCCUCUCCUCUCCACUCACUCACUCACUCACAUCCUACUCGACACCCCUCUUCUCCCUCUCCUCUGCAUCCCUCCUCACAUAUCCCAGGUAGCCAGGCGACCCACAAAAUGUCUUACGCGGGGAAUCCGUUGGUGAUAUUAUUCGGGGUCUUGAUGCUGCAUUCGGGCUCCGCUGAGAACGCGGGGUUUGUAAAGUCCCCCCUCUCUGAGACUAAGCUGACGGGCGACACUUUUGAGCUGUACUGUGAUGUUGUGGGGAAGCCCACACCUGAGAUCCAGUGGUGGUACGCCGAGGUGAACAGGGCCGACAACUUCUUCCAGUUGUGGGAUGGCGCGCGCAGGCAACGCAUGUCCAUCAACACCGCGUACGGCGUCAAUGGUGUAAGCGUGUUAGCUGUCACUCGCGUCACCAUCGAGGAUUCUGGGAUUUAUGAGUGCAGAGCCAGUAAUGACCCGCGGCGUAACGAUUUGCGCCAGAAUCCGUCCACUACCUGGAUUCGAGCCCAGGCAACAGUUACGGUGUUGCAGAAACCAUCAAUCGAUUCAUCGGAUCACAUGAUUUUGACCGCGAGUCACCACAUCCCACCAAUCACGCUUCAGUGCAACCUUACAGUUUCCCAAAACACCCACCGCGAGAGCUUCUGGAUGAAAAAUGGGGAGGAGAUCUCAGACACAAGGAGCGAAGCCAAAAACACAGAGUACAGAAUUAAUAAACCAAGGACAGAUGAUGCGGGCGAGUAUAUGUGCGUGUACACAUUUGAUUCGGUCCCCCAAGCUAAUGCCACCAUUGAGGUAAAAGCUGCACCAGACAUCACGGGGCACAAGCGCAGUGAGAAUAAGAAUGAGGGUGAGACAGCCGUCCUCUACUGCAAAUCUGUGGGUUAUCCUUAUCCCCUGUGGACCUGGCGUAAACUCGAUAGUGGAGCCAAUAUGGAUAUCGACAACUCCUCCCGCCGCUUCUUCAUCAGCAGCAGGGAUGGCUACACUGAGCUGUCCAUCAUUAACCUCGACCUCACGUCUGACCCCGGAGAGUACGAGUGCAACGCGACCAACACCAUCGGCUCCUCCUCCAUGAAAUCAGUCCUGCGGGUCAGGAGCUACCUGGCCCCCCUGUGGCCCCUCCUGGGCGUCCUCGCUGAGAUCAUCAUCCUGGUGCUGAUCAUCGUCAUCUACGAGAAGCGCAAGAAGCCCGAUGAUAUGCCUGACGAUGACGAACCAGCAGGGCCAAUGAAAACUAAUUCCACCAACAACCACAAAGAUAAAAACCUACGUCAGAGAAAUACAAAUUGAUUUGAUCAUUACAAGAUAAAGACAUUCACAUCAUGACCAUAUGAACAUUACUCAUUAACGGUUCAGCGCAUUGGUAAACAAAUAAAAGGUGGAAGGAGUUAAAGGGAAGACUGAAAUGAAUGAGCUGCCGAGGCAUGCCUUAUAAAUCUGGCGUGAGGAGGACGAGUGAACCCGAACGGAACCUGAUUCUGAACAUUUCCUUGCAUGAUUGUGUUGCGUUUUUCUUUAGAAUCUCUUUCAUUCGAGUCGACUUUUUUUCCAUGUCAGGCAAAAGUACAAAAAUAAUAAUUGCAUGCAAGAUAUUCUACUGUUUGAUACAGGCUGAUUGAUUUUUUUUCUCUCCGUUUGUGUAUUAUGAAUGACUUCUGUUCAAGCAAGCCUUUAUCUUAUCGCAAAUAUGCCACCAUGAUUCUGGUAUGACCGUUUUUGUACAGAUUAUCAUGUUACGGUAUGGUGGCAUACGAUUCUAUCAAUCAAUCGUAUGAAUCAAGGGCUUUGCAAAGUCUCCUGCAAUGUUUAAUUUGUACAUGUAUUAUACAUUGAUGUAUGAAAUCACUUGAAAUAUCUAUAGAUAUCUGAAUGUUCUUCAUACUGAUGCACUUAUCUCUUCAACUAAUAUUCUCGCAAACCAGUGACUUCGUUUUAUACUCAUGUACCUUAUCUUCUUUGAUGGCUUUUUAUGUAUGCAUAGUAUACAGCAUGGCUUUUAUUCUAUGCAAUAUCUUUACAGUAGAACACACUUUUUAGCUUUUGGUUGUGUAUAAUUAAGCUUUAAUAUUAUAAGUUAGCAGAGUGCUCUGUUUAGACCAUGAGAAACAAUCCACAUGAUGCAUGAGUCCUUACGCAUAUAAAAGGUCUACUAAUUCAGAAUGUGAAGAGAAAUUAAUAUUCUAUCAAUCGACCAAGGCAUACAGUAUACAGUCAUUUUUAACAAUUAAAAUAUCCAAAGUCAAA
This is a messenger RNA of Pimephales promelas (fathead minnow), 2380 nucleotides long. The record is from RefSeq and is a predicted model, not a curated record. Lineage: Eukaryota; Metazoa; Chordata; Actinopteri; Cypriniformes; Leuciscidae.